AUGGCCUUUUCAUUACCAAAUAUUGACGAGUGCUCAAUUACCCCUGGCGUCUGUCAACAUAUCACAUAUAGUAUCUGCAAGAAUUCACCUGGUUCUUAUCAUUGUCAGUGCAAUUCAGGUUACACAGGAGUAACAUGUCAAGAUAUAAACGAGUGUAUACCAGACACGGGUGUCUGCAAGAGCACAGCUAACAGUCACUGCAACAACACUCCUGGCUCAUAUCAAUGUCUUUGCAGGACUGGAUACACAGGUUCACCAUGUCAAGAUAUCGAUGAGUGCACACAUGAUAAGGGUGUUUGCAACGAUAUUGCUAACAGUCAAUGCAACAAUACACCUGGAUCAUAUCAAUGUGUUUGCAAGUCUGGCUUUACAGGAACACCUUGUAAAGGCAAGCCGUCAACAACUUUCAUGACGAUAUCACCAGGAACCAUCAGCACCUUUCAGAGCACGACGUCUCAUACCACCACCUAUAUUGUCGUGGCAGCAGUAGCUUCUAUCCUGGCAGUAGCUCUGGGACUUACGGCCCUAGUCUGCUGUGUGAAGAACAGGAAACUGUCCAGAAUGAAAAGUAGAGGAGGUGAUCAAGCGCUGUAUAGAUGUUCUACAACACCCAAAUCACGUCUAAGCCAGAUUGAUGCUGUCACACUGACGACAAAUGAACUGUAUACCUUACCAGCAUGCGCAUCGGAAGUGCACAACAGUGCGUGCACGAUCGGAAACUCAAACGCGAACAGCACAGUGUCUUCCAGCUGUACUAGCCAGGUUGGCAUGACCUUGAAUCCUGUGUAUGACGACAGUGCACUACAUGUACCACUGGCCGUGAGGCUAAGCAACACCACAAAUCCAAGUGACAAUGGAUACGAGGAGGUAGAUAUUUGCUCAAAGACUUGACACACAUCGCAGGUUUGCAAGAGAAAAUCCUUAUCCACCUUACUUGGCGUUCAAUUCCCCAACAGGAUUUGUGAUAGAACGAUUAUCUUUUCGGCACCUCUCCACAUUCCUCCACGGAUACAAAUCUUAUCACACAAGCAGGACCGCUCUUUUGAUUACGUGCCUUCAGCUGAGAAACGGAACACUGAUUGUUUACAUUAUUGUCCUUCGUUAAAUAGAUAUUAAUUUUAUGUUCUUUGACAUUUCUGAUUUCGCCGUGUCUUCACCCUUAUCAUGACAGAUUGUUGCCAUAUAUUGUGCAUGUUAUUUCUGGGCAAGCGUCCUAGAGGCAUGUACGUAUUUUCGUCAUUUCCUGUACUCGAUUUGUCAACCACGACUACGGUAUAGCGGACACAAGAGUAUUGAAUCCUCACGAUCACACAAUUUGAAUUCGAUUUACUAAGCAUAACAUGCCGUCACUGCUUGUUGUGCAUCCACAUUCAAUUGCUGAUCUGUUCGCUUCAUCUUUUUCUCCUUUGUCUUUUUCUUCUUUGCGAUUUGGAUAUGUGAUGCUUCAGUAAAAACCAGUGAAUAAUACAAGUGUGUA
Sycon ciliatum is the source of this 1477-nucleotide messenger RNA. Its product is annotated as fibrillin-1-like. NCBI's taxonomy places the organism in Eukaryota, Metazoa, Porifera, Calcarea, Leucosolenida, Sycettidae. Gene Ontology annotation, molecular function: calcium ion binding. The transcript is spliced from 5 exons. The coding region runs from base 1 to 891 and encodes 296 amino acids. The record is from RefSeq and is a predicted model, not a curated record.